AUGGGAUUUUUUGACAAAGAAGUGCAAGAAAUUUACGACGGAAAAGAUAUCAGAGAGCUUAAUGAUAUUUUUAUAAAGGAUGAAGAAAUCGCAGAGAAAUUAAGGAAACUCAUCCAGAAAGCUCAUAAAAAAAUUCUCGAAGAUUCUAAAGUUUCUACCGGAGAUGAUGAAGAAGUGGCAACUAAUCGUGUUGGAAAUGUUAGAUUUAAAUCUGAUAUAGUAAAUAUUGAAUCAUUCCAACAAUUACAAGAUGUAAUGAAAACCUCUGUUAAGGAGAAUAAGCAUGUUAAAGCUGUUGGAUCUUUUGCAGCUUUUAGUAAAGUAGCAGAAACAAAUGGAUACCUUUUAAAACCAAGUAAAACUUCUAAUAUUUCCAAAACAGAUUUGAAUUUAUUAAAUGAAGAUGCUAUAUCUCAAGCUAAGAAAGACGAUAUUGUCUAUUAUGAUGUGAAGUGGGGAACUAAGAUUUAUGAAAUCCUUCCCGCUUUGAAAAAAGAUAACAGAGCUUUUUUUAAUGUUGGUGGAUGGACUGGACAGGAUAUAAUUGGUGUAAAUGCAACUUCUACGCACGGUAGUGGCGUCACUCUACCACCUUUGUGUUCAUUUGUAGUUUCGGUAUUAAUGGUUGCUCCAGGAGAGAAAAUUUAUAAAGUAGAACCAACAAAAGGAAUCACAGAUGCCUCCAAAUUUACUCAAAAAUUUCCUAAUAUAAAUUUAAUCCAAGAUGAUGAAACGUUUCAUGCUGCUGUAGUAAAUAUUGGCGCUCUUGGUGUGACCUAUGAAGUCACCAUUUCAACCAUUCCUUUGUUUAGCAUUAUUGAAAGAAGAGAAGAAACUACUUGGACAAAUGCCAAAUCUGUUUUAAAACAGAAACCCUAUUCUAUAAACCCCUAUUUGAAAUAUCGCAAUGUUGAAGUUUGGAUAAGCCCGUACACAGAUUACGCUUUGAUUACUUUAAGAGAUUUGGCAGCAAAUGAAGAUGUGAAAAUGUAUCCAAAAUCAGAGGCCAAAAUGUUGUUUCAAGAAUUUAUUGAGUUACCUGUAGUGCAAGAGAUAACAAAGGUUUUGAGCAUUACAGCGGGUGGUGCUUUAUAUUUGUUAUUACAUCUGUUUUCAGCUUUUGUACCAUUUAUUAAUGAAGAAGCUUUGAGAUCUCAAAAUCACAAAGAUCCUAUUGUUGAUAGUUAUGAAUUAGUUUAUAACUCAUUGGGUCCUGGUUUCGUUAAUGAUUUUAAAGUAAUUUCGGUAGAAUUUUCAUUUUCAACGAAAGAUGAUAAUCAUAUAGUAGCAACAGAUGCGAUUUUGAAAACACUCAAAGAACUAAGAGACAAACACAAUUUAAACAUCCAUGGACCAGCUUCUAUGAGAUUUUCUGCUGCUUCUUCACAAUAUCUUUCCAUGGGAAAUGGAAAGGGUGAUGAGACUAGAGCAUACUUGGAAAUGAUUAUCUUGGACGUUUGGAUUGAUCAUUAUAAGCGUGUAUUUGAUACAUUGACUGAAACCGCAGUGAAGCAUAAUGCGAGAUGCCAUUGGGGACAAUAUUUUUCUCCCAAACUUGACCAUAAAUAUUUAAUGAAUGCAUAUGGAGAUCAAAACGUUCUUUCAUUUAUUAAACAAAUUAAGAAAUUUGAUCCAAAUGGUAUAAUGAGUAAUCCUUUAUUAAAAAAGUUAGGAUUGACACCAGACGGAAAGGUCACCGAUUUUGGGAUUUUUGAAGUUUGGGGCGAAAAAUUUCAAGAUGGGGUAGAUGAGUUUUUUAAAACUAUGAAAAAUAUUGUAAAUUAA
Cetraspora pellucida is the source of this 1785-nucleotide messenger RNA. The record is from the annotation of a GenBank genome assembly. NCBI's taxonomy places the organism in Eukaryota, Fungi, Glomeromycota, Glomeromycetes, Diversisporales, Gigasporaceae.